AAGGAAAUGGCUUUUCGUCUCCUGUGCAGCAGGUGGCGGCAGAGCAGCGCUCCGUCAGAGUUCUCGCGAGAGAAGAAGAGACUUGUUUCUUAAAACGCAGGAGAUCUUGUCUUCAGCUGCGGAGUAAAAGGUCAUGGAGAUGAAUGAAGCGAAGGCGAAACUCCGGAAGAAUCCCAGCCCCUCGCAGAAAAGAUCCCGAAGAGCCAAAGCGCCCCCCACGUGCCCUCACUGCGGAAAGAGCUUCGUGCGAAACGAGCACCUCAAAAUGCACCUCCUGAUUCACACCGGAGAGAAGCCCUUCUCGUGCCUCCAGUGCGGCCGGAGCUUCCGGUGCCAAGGAGACCUGACCAAACACACCCGGAUCCACACCGGAGAGCGUCCCUUUGCGUGUCUCCAGUGCGGAAAGGGCUUCCCGAGCUCCUACGCGCUCAAAACCCAUCGGCUCCUUCACUCGGGCGUCCGCUCCUUCAGCUGCGAUCGGUGCGAGAAAUCCUUCGUCCUGCCCACGUACCUGCAGAGACACUCGAAAAUCCACGAAGACCGGAAGCCUUGCGUGUGCCCGCUCUGCGGCAAGGCGUUUUUCUACCUCAAGGAGCACCAGAAGAUGCACGCCGCCGUGAGGGAGCACCUGUGCUUCGAGUGCGAGAAGAGCUUCACCUCGGCCAAAUCGCUCAAGCAGCAUCAGAUGAUUCACACGGGAGAGAAGCCGUACAAGUGCACGCGCUGCGACAAGAGAUUCACGCAGUCGGGGUCCCUGAAAGACCACGAGCGGGUUCACACCGGAGAAAAGCCGUACCGGUGCUCCUCGUGCGGGAGGGACUUCAGCCGAUCGAGCAACCGACGGACUCACAUGAGAAAGUGUCGCCAGGCGUUAGACAUUCAGAUCGAGACGGCAUGUUAGCUGGAAAAAGACUUUUAUCAAUAUGUUAAAAUAACAAACGUAGGAACAAAUUGUUUUAAUAUUAUAUUUUUAUUUUAUUUUUAGUAUUUUUUUUUUCUUAUAACUGAUGAUUUGGCCCCCCCACAACAUUUUUUUUUUACAUUUCUUUGCACUAUAAAAGCAAAAAAUAAUACGCGCCAUUAAAGAUCCAUUUACGAAAAGACUCGUCCGUUUCUGCUUCAUACUGAAUCAUGCAUAUCCUCCCUCGUGGUUCAUUUAAUUACCGUGAUGUGAAGAGUCUGUUUAUCGGUCGUCACAGUUUUCACAGUGCUUUAUAUGAAAUUAAUUAAUUUUGUAUUUUCUAACGUGGUUAUAAUAAAAAGGCAAGCAAAGCCAAAAUCUUUGAGCCAUGCAAAUAUCCUUCACGUCUUUGGUUUUAAUUCGGUUUAAUCUCUUUUCUUUGCUUUUUUCCUUUCCUGCUUACCAUAGAUCCGUAUCGCCUGUUAUACUUUUUUUGUUUUUGUUUAAAGCAUAAUAAUAAUAAAUCGUAAACACUCUUGCACCAGUACUAA
Messenger RNA from Puntigrus tetrazona (Sumatra barb), 1452 nucleotides. RefSeq names its product gastrula zinc finger protein XlCGF67.1-like. Gene Ontology annotation, molecular function: RNA polymerase II cis-regulatory region sequence-specific DNA binding; DNA-binding transcription factor activity, RNA polymerase II-specific. Gene Ontology annotation, biological process: regulation of DNA-templated transcription. NCBI's taxonomy places the organism in Eukaryota, Metazoa, Chordata, Actinopteri, Cypriniformes, Cyprinidae. The record is from RefSeq and is a predicted model, not a curated record. The transcript has 2 exons. The coding region runs from base 134 to 901 and encodes 255 amino acids.